AUGCCAGUGAAACUGAGUCCUGCUAAAUAUGAAUAUCUUGCAACGGUCCCGUGUAUGUUUCGAAGUACCGCCAACGAUGGCAACAGCUCGUCUUAUAUUGGACUUCUCAUUCGACCAUCCAGCUCGGGAACUGCUCAACAAGGAGCUGGCCAAACGGUAAGUGCGGCAGUGGUUGGCAGCACAAAUAUGAUAAGUGGUUCGAAUGCGAAAAUACCAUCACUUCAUGUAGUACCAUCGUCUUUAAAAGCACAACCAAUAACCUCAGCAACAUCAACAACAACCUUGAAUCCAACUCCAAAUCAAACAGCAGCAACACACAAAGUGGUCGUUCCUGCUGGUGUGCAGUUGAGACUGCAACCUGCGGCUGUAUGUGCAACAACACCGCAGUGUAACGAUGGAUGGAUCCAUGCUGCUCCGCGACCUGUUGUCAACACCACGUUUGAUUCUCCUUCACCGUCGCAGGUUGUACCUCAGAUGAAUGUUGGUGACUCGUAUGAAUGUUCGGUGCCGUGCGCCAGUUCCAGUUCAUUUUUUCCUCCCAUAUCUUCCAUAACGCAAAAUCUCUCUUCUGCCAAAUCUGAUAUUGAUUUACUUCAAGAAAUUUCAUCGGUAGAAAUGAAUGUUAUGAGAAAUCAAAAAGUGAGUAAUACAACAGCUAGUGAUUAUGUGCAGAGCACAACACCUCAGCAGUAUCAUACUAAUGCCAUGCAGAACAUUUAUUCUGCACCAACGCAGAUGACGGAAAUGCCAACGAUUGGUCGUAUGCCAUCAUGUAGAUAUCAGAGUGGUUAUAAUGGCGCGAAUGACUGUUCUGCAACACCAGAUAGUGGUAUUCAAAGUAUCGCUGGCUCACCACCGUCAAGUGGUCCAUUCACGCCGCCGUUACCCUCUCCUGCACCUUGUAUAACACUCGCUGCUGUCGAUGUGACCGAGGACACCACGAAUAGAGCGUCGACCAGUGCAGAUGAUUUUUCGGAUAUGCCUCGAUUAAUACCGUUCCAUCAAGUCGAUGAGGAUGCUUGUUCGACAUCAACUGCGAUUAUAAGCGACGAACACGCAUCAUCAGAGAUCAACAAACAACUUUCUCACGAGAUUGAAGCAACAGCAGCAGCCUGCGAACAACACCUUCAGAAACAGUCAACGGCUGUUGAUAGUAACGUGGUAGUGCCAAAAAUUGCAAUAACACCGGCGAUGAAUGUAAAUGAUUUAGUAGAACAAAUCAUGUCGCAAAUGGAUGCUGAACAACGCAAACAGUUUGCAAAUGUUAUCAAAUCGAAAGUGUGUGAAAGUGGACAUGCAAAUGCGACUGAUGCUCACAAAGACUGCAGUAAGAACGAUUUAAAUUUGCGGUCAAACGAAACAGCUUUGAAUGAAUUGCAAAAGCAGAUAAAUAUCAGUGAUAUUUCAUUGAUGUGUGAGAGUAACGUCAUCAAUAGUGAACAUUCUGACAGCAGUAACAAUCAGACUGAUAAGGACCAUCUUCAAUUUCCAGCUGAAUCAUCUGAUCAUAUUAGUGAACAAUCUUCUUUAAUUCCACGGCAACAAAGUGAUAAUAAUAAUAAUAAUAAGGUUAAAUCCAAAAAACAACGUUCUUCACCAAAAAAUGUUAAUGAUAGAACACGGAAACGAAAACGAACCACUCAUCAUUCACGCAAUGAUAUAAUCAAAGAUGAGCCUCGGUUGUUGAAUGAUGGUGAUAAACAAGAGGGGUUAGUGGUGUCCUCUGAGAGAUCGUUUUUGGAUGCUUUUGUAAAUGAGAAAAGAAAUAAUGGUGGACUGCAACAGCAACUGAGAGGUGAUGACGGUGUUCGAGAGCAAAUUUGUGAUGGUAAAGGAGAAAGGAAACUCGAGGAGAAUAUGAAUAAGAAAAUGGUAAAUGAAGAGGAAAGGAGCGAAGAAGUUGAAGUCAGUAAGAAGGAAAAAUUGAGAAGGAAAGAAGGAGAAGAUGUGAAGAAGGAGGAAGAAGAUGCAGAAAAAUUGAAGAGGAAUACAAGGAAGGGAAAAGUGGAACGAGAAGAGGAAUUGAAAAGAGGUGAAAGAAGUCAUGAGAACGAGGAGGUGGAACGAACGAGGGUCAAUGAACAAAUGAGGAAUCGUCUUAAAGAAGAAGAUCCAAACGAACGAUUAAGAACUUAUCGUUGUGGUGUUAAGCGUAAACUCAAUGAGCAACUGAAGUCAGUGAUUGAAAAGGUCGAGAAGCAAUUAAGUAACAUCGAACUGUCGCUUGGUCCACACAUGCAUUGGACUCUGCCUUGGUAUAGGCUCAAUUGGAAAGAUGUGGCGCAGAGACUUGUCGAAAGAGAUCGUCUGGAAAAAUUGGCGAAGGAAAAAAGUGCUGAAUCUAAGAAAGUGGUAUCAAGGAAAAAAAUGAGAAAGGUGACGGUAUCUAAAAUGGACCCGUCUUGUUCGGGCCAACAAUCACUUGACGAGAAAGGUCAUCAUCAUCCAGGUGCGAGGAGCUACAUCAAAAUUAAGCAUAAUGUGAUAGUUGACGCAUAUCCACGUAUCGAGCAACUGCAGUGUUCAUGUCAGAGAGGAGGUUGUGGUGAAUUGGAUGAAUGUUUAAACAGAAUGGUGCAAAUGGAAUGCACGAGCAACUGCAAUCGUGGUGUGAAUUGUUCAAAUAAGCGGAUUUAUAGACGUGAGUGUGUUGAUAAAUUAAGUGUUUUCGAGACGGCAAACGGCCGAGGUUUAGGCGUCAAAACUGGUGUACCAAUUCCAAAGGGACAGUUUGUGUGUGAAUAUGUGGGUGAGGUGGUUUCAAUGGAAACAUUUGAUGCACGUAAUGAGCAGACAUAUCGUAAGUGUAAGAACCAUUACGCACUGAAUUUAUGUCCUGGUUUCGUUAUUGAUGCAUAUCAAAAAGGCAAUUUGGCACGCUUUGUGAACCAUUCAUGCACGCCGAAUUGUGAAAUGCAACGAUGGUCCGUGAAUGGUCAACACCGAAUUGGAUUAUUUGCAUUACGAUCAAUUGCAAAAGAUGAAGAAUUAACAUACGACUAUAAUUGGGAUUCAUUCGAUUUCCAAGGUGUAACACCGUGCUCUUGUGGCGUACCAGAUUGUCGUGGCUUUUUAAACAAGAAUGUUUUGAUGAAUGCAAAAGAAAAAGAAUUGGCACGUAAUUACGGUGUUUUACUUCUUCGUAAUGUACGCAAAUCAGCAAAACGAAAAAUGGAUGCAGCACGUGCAGAAUUCAAGGCUUCUAAAGAUGUGUCAUAUCGAAAAACAUUACGUAGUUUCACAAGCGAUAUGUUGUUGGCGUUCAGCGAUCGUGAAGCGGUAUCGAAAAAGCAACUGAAACAGAUGAAGAAUAGUAUUGAAUCGAUUGUAAAUCAGCCUCCAACCUCAACUACAUCGUCUGUUCUUUCGUUUCAGUCCGCUUUGCAAGCGGUUGAGAUGCGUUUCAUCGAGUCAUUUGAUGCAUAUAAAAAACGAGAAUCCGACAAGAAGAAAGUUCAAGCAUUCAAAUGUAAACUUGGUGAUAUCAGAGAGCGAUAUCGUGAACAGCUGCGAAAGUUUGGUACCUUACCUGAACAUUUUGAUGAACAUUCAAAACACAACAAGCAUUCUAAAAGCACGUCACAUCGCAUUCUUACUGCAAAUACUGAUCUUUCGUAUCUGGACUGUGAGGUUGCUGUUGGUUCAUAUGAUCCGGACAGUUUAACGCAUUUGGGUGUGGCAGAGACAGAUUCCGACUGUGUGCGUUGCAUCUGCGGUAUUACUGACGAUGAUGGCUCUAUGGUGCAGUGUGAUACGUGUCAUUUUUGGUUACAUGAAGAAUGCGUCGUCGUUAAGCCUGCUGCGGACUUUAAAUGUGAUAUAUGUCGUAUGAAAGCAACACGUACGCCAGCAGUGGACAUCGUCUUGAGGUCACAGCCACAAAUCAGAUUCAAGAGGUGUACGUAUUACCGGUCGCUGGUCAAUGUACAUAAUAUUCAAGUUCGUGUCAAUGAAACUGUUUAUCUACAAAAGCUUGCCAACGAUGAUCAUAAGAUGGAAUUGAAACGUUUAAAUGAGACUUGUAAAGGUGGUGAUGAGGCUGCGGUUGCGGCAGCAUCUCAACCACGUACACUGAAGCUAUCCGCCUUGCGUUUCCAACCGAAAGCAUUCGAUCGCAAAGAUGUGCGAUGCUUUCGUGUUGAGCGUUUAUUCGCCUCGCCUGACGGUCAUAAUUUUGUGUUCGGCUUCUAUUACGCCCGUCCACAUGAGGUUUAUUGUGAACCAGGACGUAUGUUCCAUGAAAAAGAGAUGUUUGCGACACCGAUGUUCGACACACUUCCACUGGAUGCAGUUGUGGGUCGUUGUUUGGUGGUUGAACCUCGCAUUUAUGUUCUUGGUCGACCAAGAAUGCCACGUUAUAAUGAUGCGGACGUAUACUUCUGUGAGUAUCAAACCGGGAAGAACUCGAGAUAUUUCGAGAAGAUUCCUUCGCGGAAUCAUUACUACAUCAAUAUUGAGCCGCAUAAUUUCAUCCGAUUUGCCGUCCAACCUUCUCUUGUCCGCACAUUUACGCCGUUUAUAAUGGAAAGACACAACAAUAUGGAGAGUAUAAAUGAUACUAGUUCAUCGUCAGCAUCGUCGCAUCACAAAAGCAUUCUCUCUGGCAAUUCGUCCAAAAAAAUAAUGGAGCAGAAGCGAACACGGCUCGAGUCAAUCGUCGCUGGUUUACCGUCAUCGAACGAGCACUAUUACAGUCCUCCACGUAAAAUCGCUCGUCAUUCAGGUCGUUAG
This is a messenger RNA of Anisakis simplex (herring worm), 4731 nucleotides long. Lineage: Eukaryota; Metazoa; Nematoda; Chromadorea; Rhabditida; Anisakidae. The record is from the annotation of a GenBank genome assembly.